Messenger RNA from Solanum pennellii, 501 nucleotides. RefSeq lists its product as uncharacterized. The record is from RefSeq and is a predicted model, not a curated record. NCBI's taxonomy places the organism in Eukaryota, Viridiplantae, Streptophyta, Magnoliopsida, Solanales, Solanaceae. The transcript has 2 exons. Bases 80 to 313 code for a protein of 77 amino acids.
UUAUAGAAAAAGAAAAGAAAAAUCUUUUUCUUCUUCACAAAUUAGAGAAUUUUUCAAACUCAAAAUUUGCAGAGUAAUAAUGUGCUGUGGAGAUAGUGGUUGUAGGCCGUUGGCCUUUCUUCUAAGUCUCCCUUUUGCUCUCCUCUCUCUUCUCGUCUCUAUCAUCGGCGUUAUCGUCUGGAUCAUCGGGUUGAUAUUGAGUUGCAUAUGUCCUUGUUGCCUUUGUGUAACUGUGUUGGUUGAAUUGGCAUUGGAGUUGAUAAAAGCCCCAAUUCAUGUUAUGGAGUGGUUCACUAAUCAAAUCCCUUGUUAACACACACUGUAUUACUUUCCCUUUUUUUCAUUUUUCAUAUCUUAUAUUAUGUGAUGAUGAUUCCAAUAGAUUAUAUUAUUUUGUUGUUUGUUGUUUGAUUGUUGUUUUGCUAUCAUCUUUGUAUGUAUGUAAAAAUUCACAACAUCUUGUUUUUAUAUAUAAAUAGUUUGUGUAAUUCUUUUGAUUAA